Molecule: messenger RNA, 561 nt
Organism: Dermacentor silvarum
Lineage: Eukaryota; Metazoa; Arthropoda; Arachnida; Ixodida; Ixodidae
Product: antimicrobial peptide microplusin-like
Exons: 5
Coding region: 176-475 (99 amino acids)
Source: RefSeq, a predicted model, not a curated record
GGUCAAAAAAUGCCGUCCUGUGUUAAAGCGAAAACCGAGCAUUCAGUGCUGUAGAGACACUUUCUCGGCAACGCCAAGGGCAAAGUGGCCUGUUCCUUCUAUAAGGGUCUCAGUUGGUUAGGCUACGGUGCAGUUGGAUCUAGCGACCUCUUACACCCAAGGCUACAGCACCAAAAUGAAGGUUCUGGUCGUGCUCCUGGCUUGCGUCAUUCUUACGGCUUCAGCUGGACAUCUGGAGCUAUGCGGCUACACCAUGGGACAGCUGUCCACAGUGACAGCCUGCAUUGAACUGAGGGCCUCUAUUGGGCUUAAGCUGAGGCUGACCCAACUAAGAAUUCAGCUCAACUGCCUGGCUGACCCGUGCAUGAUCCGCAAGCUGUGUGCAAAGGGAGAGCUGAUGGACGUCCUUCCGCAGUACCUCUCGGACCAAGAAAUCGUUGAGCUUCAUGACGUCGCCGAAGUGUGCAGACCAUGAUUUCUGCAAGAGGAAACAUGCAGUGUUGCGCGAGUUGAGGAGAGUGUGACUUGAAUAAAAACCAUCGGCACACUCAAUCACGUGUG